Molecule: messenger RNA, 412 nt
Organism: Archocentrus centrarchus (flier cichlid)
Lineage: Eukaryota; Metazoa; Chordata; Actinopteri; Cichliformes; Cichlidae
Product: spexin-like
Exons: 6
Coding region: 50-412 (120 amino acids)
Molecular function (GO): neuropeptide hormone activity
Source: RefSeq, a predicted model, not a curated record
UUGUCUCAUCGUCUCUACAGGACACCAGGCACACAGGAAUUCUGAUACGAUGAAGGGUUUGAGGACCAUCACAACAGCUUAUGUACUCACCCUUUUAUUGUUGGCAACAUUUAUCUCGCAGUCAUGGAGCACACCAAAGGGCUCGUUCCAGCGGAGAAACUGGACCCCGCAGGCUAUGCUGUAUCUCAAGGGCACCCAGGGCAGAAGGUUCAUUUCAGAGGACCGAAAAGAAGGAGAUGUCUAUGACACUCUGCACCUUGAGACCCGCAGUCAGAACACAGAGAAGCUGAGUGUGGACCAGGCAGCUACUGUUCUGCUCAACUUCCUGCAGCAGGCCAGAGAGGGAGCUGAUGAAAACCAAGACGAGGUGUACUUCCAGGAGCUGCCGGUGUGGAAGAGAGAAUAUUUCUAA